CGCGGAGGCCUGGGCGGCGCGGCCUGGGGAUGGUGGGCCCCUGCGCUUCUGCGCCGGCGAGGGCACCCCCAGAGCAGCCGUGCCCCGGGGCUGCCCCAGCAAGGCGCUUGACAGUGAGCCCUGGCGAAGUUGGGCAGCUGUGAGUCUGCCCGUCGCCGUUAAGUGCCCUUAGGAUGCAGCGAUUAAGGAAUUAGGCUCUCCCUCCGGGAGGGGCACUGCCUGCGCUUGAGAACCCGGUGCAGAGAAAAAGGACAGAAUGAUGCUGUCCGAGCAAGCCCAAAAGUGGUUUCCUACCCACGUGCAGGUCACAGUGCUCCAAGCCAAAGAUCUGAAGCCCAAAGGCAAAAGUGGCACCAAUGACACAUACACUAUAAUUCAGCUGGGCAAGGAAAAGUACUCCACCUCUGUAGCCGAGAAAACCCUUGAGCCAGUCUGGAAGGAAGAGGUCUUUGAGCUACCUGGGUUGCUAAUGCAGGGGAAUCCAGAGAAAUACAUUCUUUUCCUCAUAGUUAUGCACAGGUCCCUGGUGGGUCUGGAUAAAUUUUUAGGGCAGGUGGCAAUCAAUCUCAAUGACAUCUUUGAGGACAAACAAAGAAGGAAAACAGAGUGGUUUAGAUUAGAAUCCAAACAAGGAAAAAGAGCCAAAAAGGGUGAGAUAAAGGUCAAUAUUCAAUUCAUGAGGAACAAUAUGACAGCAAGUAUGUUUGACUUAUCAAUGAAGGACAAAACAAGGUCUCCUUUUGCAAAAUUAAAAGAUAAGAUGAAAGGUAGAAAAAACGAUGGGACAUUUUCUGAUACGUCUUCUGCCAUCAUUCCAAGUUCUCACAUCCCCGAUGCCAGUACUGAAUUUUCAAGUGGUGAAAUGCAGAUGAAAUCCAAACCAAAAAAGCCUUUCCUUUUGGGUCCUCAGCGACUCUCUUCGGCACAUUCGAUGUCUGAUCUGACUGGGACCCACAUAUCUUCUGAGAAGCUGAAGUCUGGCACCGCUGGUCAGACACAUCUUCUUGGACGCCAGAUAGAUUCCUUCGGAGCGGUUCCGGAAAGUGGAAGUCUCAAAUCUCCACACAGAAGAACAUUAAGCUUUGAUACUUCUAAAAUGAACCAACCUGACAGCAGUGUGGAUGAAGGUGACUCGUCUUUCGGAAGACAAAAUGACCCAUUUACAAAUGUGACUGCUUCAUUACCCCAAAAAUUUGCAACACUGCCAAGGAAGAAAAAUCCAUUUGAAGAAAGCAGUGAAUCCUGGGACAGCAGCAUGAAUUUAUUUUCAAAACCAGUUGAAGUAAGGAAAGAAAAUAAAAGGGAGAAAAGGGAGAAAGUUAGCCUGUUUGAAAGAGUGACUGGAAAAAAAGAUAGCAGAAGAUCUGAUAAACUUAACAAUGGGGGAUCUGAUAGCCCUCGUGACUUGAAAUCACCCAAUGCAUUUAGUGAAAAUCGUCAGGACUAUUUCGAUUAUGAGUCAACUAAUCCGUUUACAGCAAAAUUCAGGGCUUCAAAAAUGCCAUCUUCAAGUUUUCAUAUGAAUCCAACAAGCAAUGAGGACCUCAGGAAAAUCCCGGACAGCAACCCUUUUGAUGCCACCGCAGGGUAUCGUGGUCUGACCUACGAGGAGGUCCUACAGGAGCUGGUGAAGCACAAAGAGCUCCUCAGGAGGAAAGACACGCACAUCCGGGAACUCGAGGACUACAUCGACAACCUCCUCGUAAGGGUCAUGGAGGAGACGCCCAGUAUCCUCAGAGUGCCAUACGAACCGUCCCGGAAAGCUGGCAAGUUCGCCAACAGUUAAUAAGCCAGUCGUACUGUGCUUGCGUUAGGGGCAAGAAGAAAAGAGACAAAGGAAGAAGGAAAUCUCGGUACUGCGAGAAACCACACGAUCAGGCUUCGUUACAUACUCGCCUUCAUUGCGAAAAACUACGUCCCGUGUAAAUACUAGCAGGGACUCUCAAGAGUGACCUGUGAAGUGAGCUAAAUUAUUUACACUUUUAAAGUGAAAAGGGGCCAGAUUCUCCAUGAAUAAGCAGUUCCUUCGGCUUCACUUAGGUGCUGGUGUCGCCCACGAACCUGCCAUAGGCCUAGGGGCAGCUUCGGAAGUACACGACUCGUGAUUCCUCAGGAAUAGAUUUCUCCUAAAGCAGAAUCGACGCCGUGGCCGGUUUCUCAGAAGUCGGUUUGUAGACACAUUUAGCUGCAGGAAUACCGUUCAUUGUAAACACUCAAAAGAAAGUUCCUAUUUUAUAUGCAUCCGUAUGUGUACAUGAAUAUAUGUUCAUGUAUCUUUGUGUAUAAAAUACAUGCAUAUACCUCAUAUAUACAUGUGUUUUUAAAACAUUUAAGAACAACUGGUUGCCUCUAAAAUUAAGAUACCGAUUUCUCAAUGUGAAGAUCUAUGUGUGCUCUCUCGAUGCAAAACAAAAUCGUCAUCGCUACCGUAUCACGUACGGUUUGUUACCGGGAAGCUGCUUCAGAUCACUCUUGACUUUGUGAACCUUGGUUUCACAGAGCUGCUCCCCUGUGUUAUUCCAGUAUCAGAUGUUGCUCUUUUUCUGAAAGGAAUGAUCCAAAGUUCUGUGAGUUUUGUUUUUGUUUUUGUUUUUGUAGUUUUUUGAAGCAUGACCUAUUUUAGGAAACUUGAUUAGCUUCAGGAGAGUAACUUGUUGUCUUCGCGUUUGAGUUUCGUUUAAGUCCAAGAGAAGCUAAGGUAGUCUGUUUGGUUGAGAUUCUGAAUGCCUUUAGAUCACUAGCCAGAAAAAUAUUAGGAAGUUAGA
Lynx canadensis (Canada lynx) is the source of this 2765-nucleotide messenger RNA. It is a transcript of the gene RAB11FIP2, whose product is annotated as RAB11 family interacting protein 2. Gene Ontology annotation, cellular component: phagocytic cup; endosome. Lineage: Eukaryota; Metazoa; Chordata; Mammalia; Carnivora; Felidae. Gene Ontology annotation, biological process: regulated exocytosis. Gene Ontology annotation, molecular function: small GTPase binding. The record is from RefSeq and is a predicted model, not a curated record.